AUGGGAAGACUCAGGAGUUUUGUCUUCCUCUCUGUUCUAUACCUGCUUCAGGAUUGCAAUUCUGAACAACUGAAAGGCAAUGGCUAUGAAGGUAUUAUCAUUGCUAUAAACCCUGAUGUGCCAGAAAAUGAAGCUCUAAUUACAGAAAUACAGGACAUGGUGACUGAAGCUUCUACUUACCUGUUUAAAGCCACAGAAAACAGAACAUAUUUUAAAAAUGUAAAUAUAUUAAUUCCAGACACCUGGAAACAAAAACCUGAAUAUAUGAGGCCAAGACAUGAAAGCUACAAACAUGCUACUGUCAUAGUUGCACCACCUGCAUUGCCAGGUAGAGAUGAACCCUACACCAGACACUUUUCACAGUGUGGAGAAGAAGGAGAAUUCAUUCAUUUGACCCCUGACUUUCUACUUGGAAACAAGCAAAGUGAAUAUGGGCCACCAGGUCAACUGCUUGUCCAUGAAUGGGCUCACCUCCGCUGGGGAGUGUUUGAUUUUGAUGAGUAUAAUGAUGAUGAGCCUUUCUAUGCUGCUUCAAACAAGAAAAUUGAAGCAACAAGGUGCUCCCAAGGGAUUACUGGUUCAAAUAGAAUAUAUAAGAAUCAAGGACCAUCAAUUGUACUUAGACCAUGCAAAUUUAAUUCCACCACAAAACUAUAUGAAAAAGCUUGUCAGUUCUUCCCUGAUAAGCAAACUGCAAAAACAUCAAUAAUGUUUAUGCAAGGUAUAGAUUCUGUCAUUGAAUUCUGUAAUGAAAAGAACCAUAACAAAGAAGCUCCAAACCUACAAAAUAAAAAGUGUAAUCGCAGAAGCACAUGGGAAGUGAUCAGCACUUCUGAGGAUAUUAAGAACACAAUGCCUAUGAUGGCACCACCCCCUCUACCUGUGUUCUCAUUGCUGAGGGUCGGUGAAAGAACUGUGUGCUUAGUUCUUGAUAAGUCUGGAAGCAUGGGGGAAAUUAAAUCUGUAUAUCCCCAAAUAAAUGGAUCUGAAAUAGUACUGGUGACUGAUGGAGAGAAUAACACUCCAAUAGACUGUGUUGAUGAAAUGGUACAAAGUGGGGCCAUCCUUCAUUUAAUAGCUUUGGGACCGAAUGCUGACAAAAAUGCCAUUGAAAUGAGCAGUCGAACAGGAGGAAUGCAAAUGGCCUUAUUGAAGCUUUCUCAGCCCUUACAUCUGGAAACACUCCUCUCUCUGAAAAGUCUCUUCAGAGUGAGAACGCUCAGCAGAAGUAACUGGAUAAAUAACACUAUAAUCAUUGAUAGCACUAUGGGAAGGGACACAUUCUUUUUCAUCACAUGGAUCAAAGAGUUACCCUUAGUUUCCCUCUACGAUUCCGAAGGAACAAAGAUGGAAAAUUUCACAGAAUAUAAAGAUUCCAAUAUGGCCUACCUCAGUAUUCCAGGAAUUGCAAAGGCUGGCAUUUGGACUUACAGUCUUCAAGCCAAAGCAAAUGAGGAAAUACUAACAAUUACAGUAAAUUCUGGAGCAGCAAAUUCUUCUGUGCCUCCAAUCACAGUGAAUGCUAAAAUGAAUCAAAGCACAUAUGAUUUCCCCAACCCUGUGGUUGUGUAUGCAGAAGUUGUACAAGGUUUUACACCCAUUCUUGGAGCCUCUGUGACAGCCAUCAUUGAAUCAAGCCAGGGAACCACAACUUUGGAACUCCUGGAAAAUGGUGCAGGUGCUGAUUCUAUAAAGAAUGAUGGGGUCUACUCCAGAUAUUUUAUAGAUUUUAAAAAUGAUGGCCGAUAUAACUUAAAAGUAAAGGUUCAAGGAGGAGCAACUGCCAUGAGAAGCUUAAGACAUCUCCAAAAUACAGCAGCAUUUGUACCAGGCUGGGUGGUUAAUGGGGAAAUUCAAGGAAAUACACCAAGACCUGAGACUGAUAAGGAAAUUCAAACAGAGGUGGAGAAUUUCAGCAGAGUGGCAGCUGGAGGUACAUUUGUACUUUCAGGCAUUCCACCUAGUUUCAAUUGCUCCCCUUUAUAUUAUUUCCCACCAAGUCAAAUCACAGAUCUUGAGGCCACGCGUGAGGGGAAUAUGAUCACUUUAACAUGGACCGCACCAGGAGAUGAUUUAGAUAUUGGAAAAGUUCGACAGUAUAUCAUAAGAAAAAGUGGAAAUAUCCUUGAUCUAAAAGACAAUUUUGAUGGUGCCAUGCAAGUAAGCACUAACAAUCUGAUACCAAAGGACUUCAACUCCAAGGAAACAUUUGCAUUUGAACAAGAAAAUGUAGCAAGAGAAGAUGCAACUCAUAUGUUCUUUGCCAUUCAAAGUGUGGAUGAUAGCGGUCAACAAUCUGAAAUAUUCAACAUUGCACAAGUAGCAUUGUUUAUUUCUCAAGCAGAUGAUGAACAAGAGGAAAAUUAUUAUCCUAGUUCUGGAAUUAGUAUUUCUACUGUGGUGUUGGCGGUGGUUGGAACUCUGGCAGCUAUUAGUAUUAUUGUCAGUACCACUAUUUGUAUCAUUAACAGGAAAAGAAGUUCAAAUAGACCCAGUACAGGGUUUUAG
Sorex fumeus (smoky shrew) is the source of this 2508-nucleotide messenger RNA. RefSeq names its product calcium-activated chloride channel regulator 4-like. Lineage: Eukaryota; Metazoa; Chordata; Mammalia; Eulipotyphla; Soricidae. The record is from RefSeq and is a predicted model, not a curated record.